AUGUCCACCCGCGGCAGAAUGUCCACCCGCGCACCUCUACUGUCCAACAGCGUGCCUCCGCUGUCCAACUGCACGCCUCCGUCGUCCAACCGUGCACCUCCGCUGUCCACCCGCGCGCCUCUGCUGUCCACCCGCGCGCUUCCGCAAUCCAACAGCGCGGCUUCGUCGUCCAACCGCGCGGCUCUGCCUUCCAACCAUCGCCUCACCACCGCGCCUCCUUCCGUUCACAAAGGUUUUUUUCGUUUUUAUUCACCCUUCCUUCUCAUCAACUCCUCCUUCAAACACCUACCACCGUCGCCGCGUGCGCCAGGUCCAAGUAGAACAUUCACCUGCGCAAAGCUUAGGAAUGUCCACCCGCGGCAGAAUGUCCACCCGCGCACCUCUACUGUCCAACAGCGUGCCUCCGCUGUCCAACUGCACGCCUCCGUCGUCCAACCGUGCACCUCCGCUGUCCACCCGCGCGCCUCUGCUGUCCACCCGCGCGCUUCCGCAAUCCAACAGCGCGGCUUCGUCGUCCAACCGCGCGGCUCUGCCUUCCAACCAUCGCCUCACCACCGCGCCUCCUUCCGUUCACAAAGGUAA
Cajanus cajan (pigeon pea) is the source of this 582-nucleotide messenger RNA. The record is from RefSeq and is a predicted model, not a curated record. NCBI's taxonomy places the organism in Eukaryota, Viridiplantae, Streptophyta, Magnoliopsida, Fabales, Fabaceae.